CUCCAAUGCAAACAAGCGUCGCUAAUAUUUCUGAGUGCUAUGUGCGCAGCGCGUUGAAAUGAGCAUCAUUAUCAGUUUGCGUCUUGUUGCAAACAGAUUGAAUACCGCUCCCCAUGUAUCCUCAACUGGAGCCUGAGUUGGAAGAAAAGGCAACCAAGGUGCGUCUGCUCACCAGCACCGGCACCGGCACCAAAAGCCCUGCUCACUCUGAGGCCAAAAAGCCAGCGCCGGCGCCCAAAUGGAAGCGCGCGCUGCUGCGUCAUGUGCCCGUCUUUCAAUGGCUGCCCGCCUAUAACUUGGAAUGGGGUAUAGAUGACUUCAUAGCUGGCAUCACUCUGGGCCUCACCAUUAUACCCGAGAGCAUAGCAUGCGCCCUGCUGGCCGGACUGCCCGUGCGCUAUGGCCUGUGCUCGGCGUUCAUAGGACCGCUGAUCUACUUGAUUUUUGGAUCCAUUGAUAAGGUCAUCAUUGGACCAACCAGCCUGGUGGCGCUGGUCAGCGUACAGUUCACUGUGGGGCGGCCCAUAGAGUUUGCCUUUCUGCUCACCUUUCUCAGCGGCAUUGUGGACAUUAUCAUGGGCAGCCUACGCAUGGGCUGUAUUUUUGAAUUCAUCUCGAUGCCGGUCAUAAAGGCAUUCUCUUCAGCCACAGCCGUGCUCGUCAUAGAGUCGCAGAUCAAAGUACUGCUGGGCAUUAAGUACCUAGUGCCGGGGCUCAUCAAUUCCGUAAGCAUGUUAAUUUCCCAGAUACACAAGGCUAACAUGGCCGAUCUGGCCAUGGGCGUGUUCGCUAUAAGCUUCUUGCUGCUGAUUGGCCUGCUGGAUCGUGUGGCAAACAAUGAGAAGCGCCACAAGGCUUUGCGCAUCUGUUGUCGCUACUUGUCUACAUCUAGGAACACCUUGAUUGUCUUGAUUGCUGGUAUAUUCUCCUACAUCUGUCUGUGCUAUCGCGAGCAGCUGCCCUAUACGCUGAGCAAAAACAGUCUCUCCAGUUUUCCCAACUUCACUUUGCCCGUGUUCACCAUAGAAACACCAGAGCGCACCUAUAGCUUCUGGCAGAUCAUGCGUGAACUGAACGUGGGUAUUGUGGUUAUUCCCAUCGUGGGCAUAUUAACCAACAUAUCCAUUGGCAAAUUAACACCCAAGGGCAUGGUGGAUACCAAUCAUGAGCUGUUUACUGUGGGCUUGUGCAACAUAUUUGGCGCCUGUGUGCAGGCCAUGCCCUCAUCGGGCGCCUUCUCACGCUACGCUAUAAGCACGGCAAGCGGCCUAAGAACACCCAUGGCUAACUUAUACCUGGGCAUAGUUGUGCUGCUUGCCUUGGGCUAUCUGAGUCCCUGGUUCAAUUACAUACCGGAGGCUUCAUUGGCGGCCAUUCUGAUCUGUUCGCUGUACACGCUGUUGGACUUUAAGCUGCCGGUGCGGUUGUGGCGCGAGUCCAAGCGCGACUUUGGCAAUUGGCUGCUGUGCUUUGUAGUCUGUGUGCUGUUUGGCGUGGAGGUGGGUCUCCUUGUCAGCAUCAUUGUCACCGCCAUGCAUCUGCUGUUCCUUUGGGCCCGCCCCGAGAUUCUUGUCAAGAUACAAGCGCUGGACGACAUGCAGUUCAUAUCCGUAGUGCCGGGCAAUGGCAUUUACUUCCCAGCCAUCAACUAUUUGCGGGAACGCGUGCUGAAAGCCUGCACCCGUGCUGACUUUAAGAUCACCGUGGUCAUCGAUGGCCACAAGAUCACCGGACUGGACUAUACCGCAGCUCAGGGCAUUUCCAAGCUAUCCACUGAUCUGUGCCGCAAUUCGGAUGCUGCUAGCUCUGCUCUGCUCAUACUCUACAGAUUCCCUACGCACUUGCAGCAUCUUAUUGACUUGACGGAGAAUCUGGUCUUCUGUGAUUCCGAGGCGAAAGUCAAGGAGUUUCUGACGCAGGAGUCACUGCGCAAUGGCUACAUCAAUCUGAAGGAACACAUACGCGCUUCCAUUGAUCUGGGCUACAAGAUUGAAAUCGAGUAGUUUGGCUUAGUCAAGUUAUUAUUUAUUGUUUUAACGCUUAGCUCAAGGUAAAUCUCAAAUAUAUCUGCUGUAAAUUACUGAAAAUUUGUCGCAAUGGUAAAAGCGAAAUAAAAGUGAAAAAUAAAAUGUAGAAAAGUGGAGCA
Molecule: messenger RNA, 2146 nt
Organism: Drosophila busckii
Lineage: Eukaryota; Metazoa; Arthropoda; Insecta; Diptera; Drosophilidae
Product: sodium-independent sulfate anion transporter
Exons: 5
Coding region: 114-2003 (629 amino acids)
Biological process (GO): transmembrane transport
Cellular component (GO): membrane
Molecular function (GO): sulfate transmembrane transporter activity
Source: RefSeq, a predicted model, not a curated record